UCCUACUUCACCACACGGGGAGGCGGCGGGGAGAACUGUGGGCAGAGGCCGGGCCUGCUCCCUCCGCCCUGCACCCUGCGCGGGAAGGCUGGCGACCUGGCCUGGGCUCUGGGUGCUCCCGGCAGGAUGGAGGACGAGGAAGGCGCUGAGUGCGGCAAAGCAGACUUUGUGCUCCUGGACCAGGUCACCAUGGAAGACUUCAUGGAGAACCUGAACCCGUCUUCUUCCUACCUGCUGGCCCAGGGUGGCUCUGGGCAAGUCCAGUCCCUUCCUAAAAUGGGGGCCACUCCUCCGGUGCCAUCAGGGCCCAUGGGGAGCACGGGCGGUGACCUGGCCUGGCACGGGCCACGGGGCCCUCCGGUGUCUCAGGAGGAAGCUCCGCCCUCAGCCUGCAGGGGAAGCGCGGGCGGUCUCAGCCCGGGACACCGUAGGAUAAACGGGUCCCGGGCUCGAGGUCUCUGCGAUGCAGCCCCACCCUGUGCCCCGUUCAGGGUCAAGGACGUGCUGCUCAAGUCCACCUGCGUGCUGGAGGCCUUCGGGAACGCCCGCACCAACCGCAACCACAACUCCAGCCGCUUCGGCAAGUACAUGGACAUCAACUUCGACUUCAAGGGCGACCCCAUCGGGGGGCACAUCCACAGCUACUUGCUGGAGAAGUCUCGGGUCCUCAAGCAGCACGUGGGUGAGAGGAACUUCCACGCCUUCUAUCAGGUGAGGCGCGGGGCUCAGUGUGAGUGGGGACCUGCAGGGCCUGGGGGCCGGGGGGCAGGGGGUGAGCCUGCGCCGGGUGCUGAACCCCCGCUCCCCCAGGCCUCGGAGAGCGAGGAGAGGGGCCAGCACCGGGCGGUGACGGAGGCCAUGCAGGUGAUCGGCUUCAGCGCUGAGGAGAUGGGGUCUGUGCGCCGGAUCCUGGCCGCCAUCCUGCACCUGGGAAAUAUCGAGUUUGUGGAGAUGGAGGAGGGGCCCCUGGCUGUGGCCGAGGAGGUGCUGGUGGACCACGUGGCCGAGCUGACGGCCACCCCCCGGGAGCAGGUGCUGCGCUGCCUGCUGUCCCGCACCGUGGCCUCGGGGGGCAGGGAAGUCAUCGAGAAGGGCCACACCGCGGCCGAGGCCAGCUAUGCUCGGGACGCCGGCGCCAAGGCAGUGUACCAGCGGCUAUUUGAGUGGGUGGUGAACCGGAUCAACAGCGUCAUGGAGCCGCGGGGCAGGGACGCCCGGCGGGACGGCAAGGACACGGUCAUUGGCGUGUUGGACAUCUACGGCUUCGAAGUGUUCCCUGUCAACAGGUGGGAGACCCAGCUCCAACCCCAACCGCCGGGCCCCCGCUGGGGAGCUGGGUUGGCUGGGGAUCAGUGGUGCCGGGAAGGGAAAAUCCUGAGCUCUCUUCCCCUUGCUGGGGGCAAAGGAAGGGACUAUCUUGCGCACUGCCGCCACCAGGUCGCCUACCUGGGGCUCCUGGAGAACGUGCGGGUCCGCAGGGCCGGCUUCGCUCCUGCUGUCCCCCCACAGCUCUGCCCCACGGACAAGACCAUGGAGUUCGGCCGGGACUUCCGGAUCAAGCACUACGCGGGGGACGUCACCGGGCACGUGGCCACGCUGACCCAGAACUUCACCCCCUGCAAUGUCUCCUCCUGUCUGAGCACCUCCCGCCGGCGCAUCCCAGUCCACACGCGGCCGUGGCCCGCUGUUACCGCUCCUGUCCCCUGCAGGUGGCGGGCACGGCAGGUGGUGAAGAACAUCCCCCCCUCCGACAUGGCCCAGAUCAAAGCCAAGGUGGCCGCCAUGGGGGCCCUGCAGGAGCUGCGGCCGGACUGGGGCUGCCGGCGGGCCUGGCUGCGAGACUACCUGUCCUCUGCCGCCGACAACCCUGCCGCCUCCAGCCUGUUCGCUCAGCGCCUGAAGUCGCUUCGGGACAAGGACGGCUUCGGGGCGGUGCUCUUCUCCAGCCACGUCCGCAAGGUGAACCGCUUCAACAAGAGGCGGGACCGCGCCCUGCUGCUCACCGACCGGCACCUGUAUAAGCUGGAGCCCGGCCGGCAGUACCGGGUGAUGCGGGCCGUGCCCCUGGACUUGGUGACGGGGCUGAGCGUGACCAGCGGGCGGGACCAGCUGGUGGUGCUACACUUGAAGGGUCUGGACGACCUGGUGGUGUGUCUGCACCGCUCGAGAACCCACGGCUCCCACAGCCGUCGCCUGGUGCUGGGGGAGGACCCCGGCUGUGGCCUCGGAGCUAACGCUCGGGGCAGGGCCCACGCUGCUCUCAGCGAGGCGCUGAGCAGAAGCCAGAGGCUGCCUACAUCUCGGGGUUCCCCGGAGGGCGCAGAAUCCGGCCAGGCCCUGGUCCUGCCCUGGCUGUGCUGCGACGCCCGGUCCCUGAGGGACCUGGAGCCCACACCACCUGCGAGCGACACCAUCCAGGGCAAGGCCGCGCCCCAAGCUUCGCAAACCUCCCCCCCUGACGCCAGCGCAGGGCCUGUCACAGCCAGGCGGAGGGUGCAGCGAGGCCGGGUGGACUCUUGGGAGCUGACGUCCAGCCCACCCCGUCCACCGGCAGCUCCCAAGCCUGCGUCUCUGCUGCUGGCCCCGUUCUUUACUCCGUUCGUCGGGGUCCACAGCUGUGUGGACGCCUCCCCCAGGCACCCCGCCAGCUCCUCAGGCACCUCCAUCACGGUGGACUCGAAGCGCUUCUUCUUCGACGUGGGCUGCAACAAGUACGGGGUGUUCCUGCGCGUGAGCGAGGUGAAGCCGUCCUACCGCAACGCCAUCACCGUCCCCUUCAAGGCCUGGGGCAAGUUCGGGGGCGCCUUCUGCCGGUAUGCGGAGGAGAUGAAGGAGAUCCAGGAGCGCCAGCGGGAUAAGCUCUACGAGCGGCGCGGCGCGGGCAGCGGCGGCGGGGACGAGUCCGAGGGCGAGGAGGUGGAUGAGGACUGA
Molecule: messenger RNA, 2931 nt
Organism: Myotis davidii
Lineage: Eukaryota; Metazoa; Chordata; Mammalia; Chiroptera; Vespertilionidae
Gene: MYO1G
Product: myosin IG
Exons: 18
Coding region: 127-2931 (934 amino acids)
Biological process (GO): vesicle transport along actin filament; actin filament organization
Cellular component (GO): plasma membrane; cytoplasm; microvillus
Molecular function (GO): purine-rich negative regulatory element binding; microfilament motor activity; RNA polymerase II transcription regulatory region sequence-specific DNA binding
Source: RefSeq, a predicted model, not a curated record